UCAGGAGAAUCAACAAUUUCUUUCUAUUUUCCACAAUGAAUGGAUUCAAUCAACUUCAAGAGAACAAAUUUAACCGUACCCACAAACUGACUCCAGACCAAGAAUUUUACUACAUGGUGUCAGCUCUCCGCCAUGUUGUCUCCAGUGCCGAUGGUCGUCCGGAUGGUGAAGCAGCUCAGCUUUUGCGGGAAGUUCAAAAUGCAAGUGGUGGUGCAUCCUCGUCAGCUAAUUCCAUGCCACGUAGGAACAUUGUGGACACUUCAGCAGCUUAUCUGGCAUGUCACAUUGGUUAUUCUUUCCAUUUCCACGUAAAGCGAGAGAAUAUGGAAAUGCAAAAAGGGAGGAAAAAACAGAGAAACACAAAGAAGGAAUUUAGGGGAGUGAGACAAAGGCCAUCGGGUAAAUGGGCGGCAGAGAUCCGUGACCCGCACCGAGCCCAAAAUGUUUGGCUUGGUACUUUUGCUACUGCAGUUGAAGCUGCUAGAGCUUAUGACAGAAAGGCUAUUGAAUAUAGAGGUUAUGAAAAGGCCAAAACAAAUUUUCCUAUUUCGGCAUAUGCUGCUGCUGAUGUUGCUACAGUUACUGAUGAGAACAAGUCGCCAAUGGUAGUGGAAGAAAACAAAGAAUUAGUACAAGUCCAAAGUGGUGAGGUGGCAGUGGCUGCUGAUCAUAAUAAUAAUAUUAAUGGUGAAAACAGUAUGCAAAAUGGUGAUGAUCAUAACAAUAUUAAUGGUCAAACUAGUAGUAUGCAAAAUGGUGAAAGUAGUAGUAUGCAAAAUGGUGAUGAUUUUUGGGAUACGUUGGAAGAUGAUGGACUUGUCAAGUGGAUAACCCAUGCACUACAAAAAAAGGAAUAA
Messenger RNA from Lycium ferocissimum, 857 nucleotides. RefSeq names its product ethylene-responsive transcription factor ERF109-like. The record is from RefSeq and is a predicted model, not a curated record. Gene Ontology annotation, biological process: regulation of DNA-templated transcription; ethylene-activated signaling pathway. Gene Ontology annotation, molecular function: DNA-binding transcription factor activity; DNA binding. The transcript has a single exon. NCBI's taxonomy places the organism in Eukaryota, Viridiplantae, Streptophyta, Magnoliopsida, Solanales, Solanaceae. The coding region runs from base 36 to 857 and encodes 273 amino acids.